Molecule: messenger RNA, 1221 nt
Organism: Brachypodium distachyon (stiff brome)
Lineage: Eukaryota; Viridiplantae; Streptophyta; Magnoliopsida; Poales; Poaceae
Product: spindle and kinetochore-associated protein 1 homolog
Exons: 9
Coding region: 106-936 (276 amino acids)
Biological process (GO): cell division; regulation of microtubule polymerization or depolymerization; chromosome segregation
Cellular component (GO): spindle microtubule; mitotic spindle; outer kinetochore
Molecular function (GO): microtubule binding
Source: RefSeq, a predicted model, not a curated record
CGCGGAAGCUCAACAGCACGAGGAACCAAUACCCAAACUUCCAAAAUCCGAAGCUCCUCUUUCCUUCCCGCCCAAACCACCUCCUCUCCCCGCCGGCCGCCGCCGAUGGACGCCGCCGCCGCGAACCCCGCGAGCUCGUCGAUGGAGGCCGUAGCCGGUGCCUUCCGGUCCCGCGUCAACGAGCUCCAGGACCUCGUCCUUGCCCGCAACAUGUACCCGGCGACGGCGGUGACCGACCUCGCCGCCGUGGACUCUUCGGUGAAGGCCAUGGAGGUGCAGGUGCAGGACAUCCGCCGCCGCCUGCAGGAGGAGCUCGACGCCAUCCCCAAGGCCAAGAAACUAGUGGAGAAGUCCUUGAAGCAACAGAAGAAGUUGCAGCACAUGCUUGCAAACAUGCCAUCUGGGAUGCAUGAGGAUGUCUUUGCCACUUCUCUGGAACAGAGCUCAUCAAAGAUGUUGCCUGAGUGCUUUAAUUUCAACUCAACUGUUCCAGAAUUAGUCUACUCCGAUUUUAAGAUUAAGGACGAACCAGUUGCAGCUCCCAAAAAGGGGAAAGGGUCAGCACCUCGUUGGUACAUAUCCACCGAAGAGCUUGAUUCAUUGUCAUCAUACAUGAAGGGGAGGCUAACACUGGAGAAGGUUAAUAUUGCAAUAAAUGAGGUUGCUACAUAUGCAGAUGCCGAUGCUCAUCUUGUCGCGUGUCCUAAGAAAAAGUUAUCUGAAGACACAUGGGAGAGGGCUUUGGAACUAAGGGACAUAGCUGGCACUGAGGCAGUAAAGGGGAAGCAUUUCUUUCUGGAAGCUGAUAUAAAGGGGCCUGGGCUAAAACUUGAUCACACAGGCAAAGCUAUCCUUACCGUCCUUCGCCAUCUUGGUCGCAUCCAUGAGACUCGUAUUGGGCAUCACCGGGUCUUCAUACUGUCAAAACAAUGCUGAAUCAAGCGGGGUGCUAUGAUCAUGAAGAGUAUGUCGCCAGAGCCACACAUUCCUGCAGCCUGUUUGCUACGAUGUAGUUUGCAAUCAUAGUAGAUGAAUGUAACUUCCAAUGCAUAGUCUUGUGUUGGUCAUUGCAUGUCUCCACUACCCAGUAAGACUUGUGCAGUUCGUUUUUUCUCCGUAGUGCAAAACGAGCUUUGCAUGUUUCGCUGAUGAUGUCACCGAGUCUCCCUGCUUACUAGUGAUAAUUAUUGAAAAGUCAGAAUUUUCAUGCUAUAUGCAUCA